CAAAAAACAUUACAUUUUCUCCAGGUUCGCGCAGAACUUUCCAAGUUUAAAGUUUGCAACAGACCGGUAAGUCCUGAGGCUUUGUUCCUUGGUAAAUGGUAGUCCCGUAUUGGAGGUAAUUGGCACGACAUCAAAGAUUUUAUUAGUCAAACAUGAGGGCCUGAAUGUACGAUAUUGAGAACUUAACUGGUUAGAAAACUGCUAUGAUCUCGUAGGCUUUUGGUACCAUUAAUAUAUUGAAGACUGAAUAGGUAAGUCGUUAAAAGGUUUUUUGCUACGAUGUUAAAGAAUUUAUUGGCAACUUUUUUAAGGUUUGCGUGCCACGACUUUAAAAAAAAUCUAUUGACAUUGACAGAUUUAUUCAUGUUAAAGGCGUCGUCGGUAAAGCUGGUGUUUUAUUUUAUUUUUCUGUUCUACCCCUUCACUCAGUUAUCCGAGGAGCUGUUUUACUCGAUUUUUUCUCAUUAUGUAUCUAUUUUCAGGACGGCGACGACUAUAGUUGCCAAGCUGGAUUGUCCUGUGUCCAGACCAAGCUUUUCAUCAUGAAAGGACAAAAAGCCUACGUCAAACAGUGCGUGCCGGAAGGAAUGAAGAUCAACGUGGAAACAGUCAACAAGGAUCAUGAUCAAACCUCCAGAAACAGCCGAUUAUUGCCCGGAUUACCUCAGCUACCACGCCAAGUAAGAAACUAACAAAAAAAGAGGGGUUUUGCAAAUAACACUCUUGACACAAUUUACCACACUAGAAAGUACUGUAGGCAACCAUGGCCGACAACUCCUCAAGAUGCCGCUCCCAAAUCGAACAAAACCCAUGGGACUACACCGGGUCUAACUCCUUUCCUUUUAGUGAAAAGUAGUUUAGGCAAAUUGGGUUUGUAUGUAGACCCAUCUUCAGAAUUCUCUUAACUGAAUCUUGUGGGAUUUAAAACAACAACAACAACUAACUACAGGGACGUAACAAUCGCUCAGGGGCCACACCUAGCUAUAUGGUGGGUGGGGAUGAUGCCUUGCAUGGGACCUUUGAGUCCUGUUCGUACCCCUCCCUAGUGAGUAGGUCGUUGGCCAAUCAAGCGGAUAAGUCCUCUCCAAAUUAUAAUUAGUGACGGAGUCAACGCCAACGGCAUUGAGGUUUGCGCUGAAAAGUCUCUGUUUCAAUCUCAGUUACCGGUAACUAACACUUAAUAGCCUUUCACAACACAUCAUUUUUUAAACAAUUGCUUGUUGUUUCUUAAGCUUCUACAGAGUUGCCGUUCUGAGAGUGAUUGCGAACAGAAUCAAUGCUGUCCUCGCUUUGUCAACCUAUGCCUUCCAAAACUGCCAGAGAUGGCAGAAUGCUCUCUAAAGGUAUAUGUUAAAGUCUUUAUGUUACUGUCAGCUAUACGGGUGCCAGAUGACUCCGCUCGAAAGAGGUUCCCUUUUCAUGCCUCGGGUAUUUUUCCACGAGUUAAUGCCGGCUAUGAAAGGGUGCUGAAGUUUGCCGAGCAUUAGAGUAUUUAUAACAGGCGCACCUUUCACCGGCUCUAUCACCUGCAUUUAAUUAUCAAAUGCUGUAAGAAAUUGACAAGAGCACCUUCUGUGAAAUAUGUACCAUUUAGCGGUAUACCUGUUCUGGUAUGUAAAAAGGUAAGGGGUUGAACUCGGCUCAGGGCUGAGUCUUUAGUAUAUAACUUAGUUGAGUAGCCCAAUCUUCCAGGAGAUUCCCGUAAUGCUGGUGUUCAUAGGUUACAAAAAGUGGCUUUAAACAACAGUGCAGUAAGUCAAAUGUACAAUAUAUUCAGUUUGCCCAAAAGAGUGCUUUCUUUUUUCAACUCUAGGAAUUACACAACUGUGGCUGUCAAGAUGGACUUAAAUGCCAAAAGACGGGCGAAGUCACGAUUCCGAUCAUUGGCAUCAAAGUUCCGCUGCUGCAGUGCGUGUCGUCCCUCCCAGGCGGAGAUACUUCUUAG
Messenger RNA from Porites lobata, 1945 nucleotides. Lineage: Eukaryota; Metazoa; Cnidaria; Anthozoa; Scleractinia; Poritidae. The record is from the annotation of a GenBank genome assembly.